AUGGCCUACACCCUCAAGUGGGAGUGGCACUACAUGCUGCAGAGCCUUGUUGUGCAAAUGACUGAUGGCAAGUUCUGGGGCAAAGUGGAGUUGCUCUGUGAUGAAGGCUACUUCAAGUUGAGGAACGCACUCUUCUUUGGGACAGUGUUACCCCUGGGCUACACCACUGCAUCAACAAGGGCAGUAAAGGACAAGGACAGAGACAACAAGGCUGGCAAGAGCAAGGAUGGAGACAACAAGGCUGGCUAG
This is a messenger RNA of Acanthamoeba castellanii str. Neff, 249 nucleotides long. RefSeq lists its product as uncharacterized. The record is from RefSeq and is a predicted model, not a curated record. NCBI's taxonomy places the organism in Eukaryota, Discosea, Longamoebia, Acanthamoebidae. Bases 1 to 249 code for a protein of 82 amino acids. The transcript is spliced from 3 exons.